Daphnia pulex (common water flea) is the source of this 1833-nucleotide messenger RNA. RefSeq lists its product as uncharacterized. Gene Ontology annotation, biological process: telomere maintenance; DNA repair. Gene Ontology annotation, molecular function: DNA helicase activity. The transcript is spliced from 7 exons. Bases 1 to 1833 code for a protein of 610 amino acids. Lineage: Eukaryota; Metazoa; Arthropoda; Branchiopoda; Diplostraca; Daphniidae. The record is from RefSeq and is a predicted model, not a curated record.
AUGUCCAACAUGAUUCAUGGACCGUGUGGGAAAGAUCUAAAUGACAAAUCACCGUGCAUGGAUGAUGGUGAAUGUACCAAAUCCUUCCCAAAAGAAUUAUUUCCUGAGACUGUCAUGAGCAACAACGGGUUCUCUACGUAUCGCAGAAGAGCUGGACAAACACAUCCAUUAAAGCGAAACAACAAGAUUUAUCAGGUGGACAACAGAUGGGUUGUCCCUUACAUUCCAUACCUAUGUUUGAAAUACAACGCGCACAUCAACGUCGAGUACUGCGCAUCCAUCAAAAGCAUUAGGUACGUGAGUGCACCCGAAGCCUUUUGGCGUUUGUCAAAGUUCCCCUUGGCCUGCAAAUCCCAUUCAAUCCAACGACUAGCAGUUGAUCUUCCACGAGAAGAGCAAGUCUUCUUCACAAUUGGAUUGGAACAGCAGGCUGUCGACAAAGCUGCCUCGAAAAACACCCCUCUGACAGCUUGGUUUAAUUCGAAUCGAACGACUCCUGCUGCCAGAGACAUGUUCUACAGAGAAAUCCCCCUGCAUUAUGUUUUUGGCGGUACUCGGAAGCCUCACAAAAGAAAAACCAACUUACUCAGCAGGAUCUACUCUGUCAGCAUUCGGCAAAUUGAACGAUUCUGUCUUCGCUUGCUUCUUUUGAACGUCAAAGGGGCAACAAGCUUUCAGAGUCUAAAAAUUCACAGGGGUGUUGAGCAUCCAACGUUCAAGGCUGCCGCCAUCUCGAGGAAUCUUCUUGAAGACGACAGUACUUGGGAACGAGUCAUGCAAAGUGGACACGAAGCUGAAAUCGCGAAGAAUCUGGCGCUCAAGUGCAUUCAAGACAGUCUGAAGAUGAACGGUCGACUUUCAGAAGACUUCAAUCUGCCGUUGCCAGAUUUUCAAAUGAUUAAUCAGCUGGUUGCUAACGAAAACGGUGAAAAUAGCGUGAUAAGAAGCACAAACUUGAUUCAGCCACGUACAUUUUUCUUAGACGGUCCAGGUGGCACUGGGAAGACGAUUCUGUACAACACCCUCAUCAACGUCCUGCAAGGUCAAGGGAAAAAAGUGAUCUCGGUGGCUUCAACUGGAAUCGCUGCUACGCUUUUAACAAACGGAGCCACUUACCAUUCCAAAUUUCAAAUCUACCCGCCCAUUACCGAGACCACAACAUCAAGAAUAGAAGAACAUGAAUACGGCGCACAAUUGAUUCGUGAUGCUAGCCUAAUAAUCUGUGACGAAGCAACAAUGAUGUCACGUUACGCUCUAAAGACGUUGCGGAGAAUGCCCGCCAAUUUGAAAAUCUACAAGAGUGUGGACACAGUUUCAUCAGAAGAUCCUGGAGAAGUUGCUAAUUACCCGACCGAAUUUCUUUACACCAUCUCUGCAUCAGGAAUACCGCCACACGAGUUAAAACUCAAAAUUGGAGCCAUUGUUAUGCUGUUGAAGAAUAUUAAUUCCAGACAGGGGAUGUGUAAUGGAUUAAGGUUGAUUGUUGAAGAACUUCGCGAUAACGUCAUCCUCGCAGUCAUUGCAGCCGGAAAACAUAAAGGACGAAAAGUGUUUAUUCCUCAAAUAACCAUCAUGUCCCCAGGUGAAUUUGACUUACCAGUCAUCUUAAACAGAAAGCAGUUCCCUAUCAUGCUUGCAUUUGCUGUUACUAUCAAAAAAUCGCAAGGCCAGACAUUUGAUCGCGUCGGCAUAUACCUUCCAGAACCCGUCUUUAGCCAUGGUCAAUUAUACGUCGCAUUCUCUAGGGCCACUUCAAGAGAAGGGAUUAAGGUACUUUGCGUGGACGGUACCAACCAAGGGAAAUUGCUGAAGUAUUCUGAUGAUCCACUUUAA